Messenger RNA from Colletotrichum lupini, 1530 nucleotides. RefSeq lists its product as uncharacterized. NCBI's taxonomy places the organism in Eukaryota, Fungi, Ascomycota, Sordariomycetes, Glomerellales, Glomerellaceae. The transcript has 12 exons. Bases 1 to 1530 code for a protein of 509 amino acids. The record is from RefSeq and is a predicted model, not a curated record.
AUGACACUGGCGCUUUUUGCUUCCUUCUUCCGCUUCAACGGCCGGCAGUCUUCGGGUGAUCGCCUGGCGGCCUUUAUCCCUAUAACCAAGAAGAAAUACUCCCGACGGGCCUUUCAUCGCAAAUUAUAUGCUAUUCUCGCUGAUCAAUUACGAGUCAAGUUUGAGAUUAUCGUCAUAACCCAAAGCAAGGCAAACCGAGCAGCGCCUCGCGACUCAGCUCCGAACCAAAAUAAAGUUGCCCGUAAUCAGCGCUCAUCGGCAUCUCCAGCUCUUCAUCCUCGUAUUAUGAACUUCUGGGUGACGACAUUGUGGAAGAGCCACAUAUCUGUAGUCCGAACUGAGGAAGCACACUGGCAUGUGGCAAUGAUGUUGGAAGAAGCUCCUCUGAUCCACGACGGUUUUACCGUCGCCACCGCCCUCAGCUCAGCUCAGCCUUCUCGAGAUCUUCUUCCCCUGAUCACCACUUCCAGGGAAGAUCCCAGCCCGCGACACAUGCAGCGAAGUACGGCACCAACAGCCAAGGCUUGUCGUCCCAAUGAUUUGCGGUGCGUUGCACCACACUCCCAGAAACUUCCGACUUUUGCGCUGCCCUUCAAACGCGAGAGCGAGGAAACAGUACCGUUCGAACGGCAGAACAACCAUACAGUAUACUACGUAGGCAAGCAACUCAAUGAUGCUUGCAAUUCGGAAACGCAUAAGCUUGGAGACAUGAACUGUGGUCCUCUGAAAAAGACAUACCCCGCAAAGUUUCUCAUGGCUCGUUCCAGUGAAGGAAUGCUUCCUUCCUGUGCUCCCAGCUCCUCAGGAAUCAAGAGACAAUGGGAUGGAGCCAUCAGCAAAUCGACGACACGGACCCGAAUCCUACUCAAGACCCAGAUAUUGGGCGGGACUAUCGGCCGAACAGCCGCGGUAGUAGACCCGUCAGCCGGGGGUUUCGAAGUGAUUGAGAUGCGCUCCUAUCCCUUGACCAUGACCCUCGCUAUUCAUCCCAGAGGUAAUGACGUACUUGUCAAUGGGGUUAAUCCGACCCGGGGCUCCGUUUCUCAGCAAAUAUCGCGCGCCGGGAAUGAAGAGUGUCGGAAACACGGCCACCAUCACUUGCCAGCUGAACUUCGCCCAAGGCAUGUUGAUCCCGGGGAGUUCGAGAUGCGACUCGCAGGAAUGUGCAAACAAUGGCUUGCUGGAAUUCGCCAGCAACUGGAAUUCGGCGCAGUGUUCGAUGUGGCUUGGGUUCCGAAGCUGUGUGGAGUUCAUUUCAUGCAGCCGAAGCUUGUGACUUUGGCCAAGGCCAAGGAGCUCAUCGAAAUGGGCGGACGGACAGCGAUCAUCCCAAACGCGGCAUAUCUGUUUACCCCUAUCUUCGCUUUCGGCGCCACCCUCGGCAGUCACCAGCCAAAUCGACCUCAGCUUCAGCCACACUUGUCCCACAUGCCACCUUACGUGCACACGGCACCGCACGCAAUCAACGAAGCCCGAUGCAGGAACAAGUGGCAUUCGAAAGUCAACAAGCAGCCGAAAACGAUGCAUUGA